Molecule: messenger RNA, 234 nt
Organism: Exophiala bonariae
Lineage: Eukaryota; Fungi; Ascomycota; Eurotiomycetes; Chaetothyriales; Herpotrichiellaceae
Exons: 1
Coding region: 1-234 (77 amino acids)
Source: RefSeq, a predicted model, not a curated record
AUGUCUUCCCAAAACCGUGCCAGAAAACCUGAAAUGGCCCCGAUCGCCUGGGUGUUCAUUGCAAUCUUCUCAAGCGUUCUGAUCAUCGUUGCUCUCGUAUAUCUCUACGGCCUGAGAUUGAGACAUGAUAAGAAGAAGGCUCAACGGAGAGCCGAGAACGACGAAGUCUUUGGGAGUAUCACAGCAAAUACAAUCAGCGCAAGAAAAAGUUUCGAUCAUCAUCAACAUGCUUGA